Mobula hypostoma (lesser devil ray) is the source of this 4027-nucleotide messenger RNA. It is a transcript of the gene nop56, whose product is annotated as NOP56 ribonucleoprotein homolog. The coding region runs from base 65 to 1741 and encodes 558 amino acids. The transcript is spliced from 12 exons. Gene Ontology annotation, molecular function: snoRNA binding. Gene Ontology annotation, cellular component: small-subunit processome; box C/D methylation guide snoRNP complex. The record is from RefSeq and is a predicted model, not a curated record. Lineage: Eukaryota; Metazoa; Chordata; Chondrichthyes; Myliobatiformes; Myliobatidae.
UGCUGCGUCACGCGGCGCCGAGCCUCAGUCGGAGCGGGAGGUUGUCGAGGGUGGCGGCGGCGUCAUGGUGCUGCUGCAUGUGUUGUUCGAGCACGCCGCCGGCUACGCGCUGCUAGCGGUGAAGGAGGUGGAGGAGAUCGGCCUGCUGCUGCCUCAGGUGGAGGAGAGCAUUGUGUCCAUUGGAAAGUUCAACAACAUUGUUAAACUGGUGGCGUUCUCGCCGUUUAAAUCUGCGCAGAGUGCCCUGGAGAACAUCAAUGCUGUUUCUGAAGGUAUCGUUCAUGAGGACAUGAGGCUGCUGUUGGAGACCAACAUGCCGGCUUCCAGCAAGAAAAGGAAGGUGAUGCUUGGCGUGGGCGAUCAGAAGCUGGGAGCGGCCAUCCAGGAAGAGCUUGGCAUCCAGUGCCAAGCAGGAGGGGUGGUGGCCGAGAUACUUCGUGGUGUCCGCCUGCAUUUCCAUUCCCUGAUCCAGGGCCUGACUGCACUCUCCGCUGCCAAGGCCCAGUUGGGGUUGGGCCACAGCUACUCGCGCGCCAAGGUCAAGUUCAAUGUCAAUCGGGUUGAUAAUAUGAUCAUUCAGUCCAUCAGCCUGUUGGACCAGCUGGACAAGGACAUAAACACUUUUUCCAUGAGGGUCAGAGAGUGGUAUGGCUACCAUUUCCCAGAGCUCAUCAAGAUUGUGGGUGAAAACUACACCUACUGCCGGCUGGCAAAGCUGAUCGGAAACAGGAAGGAGCUUACCGAGGAGAGUCUGCCGGCGCUGGAGGAGAUUGUGAUGGAUAGUGCCAAGGCCCAGGCCAUCCUGGAUGCAUCGCGCAGCUCCAUGGGAAUGGAUAUCUCUCCCAUUGAUCUCAUUAACAUCGAGAGCUUCUCGAACAGAGUGGUCUCUCUUGCCGAAUACAGGAAAACUCUCCAGGAAUAUCUGCGUUCCAAGAUGAACCAGGUGGCACCGAACCUGGCCACGCUCAUUGGAGAGGUGGUUGGAGCUCGUCUGAUCUCGCACGCAGGCAGCCUGACUAAUCUGGCCAAGUACCCGGCCUCGACAGUACAGAUCCUGGGAGCAGAGAAAGCUCUGUUCAGGGCCCUGAAGACGAGGAGCAACACUCCCAAGUACGGUCUGAUCUUCCACUCCACCUUCAUCGGCAGAGCAGCUGCUAAAAACAAGGGCCGCAUCUCGCGUUACUUGGCUAACAAAUGUACGAUUGCUUCCAGAAUUGACUGCUUCUCAGAGGUCCCCACUAACGUGUUUGGAGACAAGCUACGAGACCAGGUUGAAGAGCGGCUGGCGUUCUAUGAGACGGGAGAGGCUCCUCGCAAGAAUAUCGAUGUCAUGAAGGAGGCUGCUGCUGAGGCAGCGGAGGUGACAGCACAGCUGAAACGUAAAAUGGAGAAGAAAGAGAAAAGGAGGAAGAAGAGGGAGAAACGAGCACUGGAAGCUGCAGCAGCGGAGAGGGAGCUGGCUGAGGAGGACCAGGAGCCGCCUGAGAAGAGGGUUAAAAUAGAGAAUGAGGUUGGAGACACAGAGCUGGUGAAGAAGAAGAAAAAGAAAAAGAAGGUGGAGAUGCAGGUUGAGGAAGAACCAACAGUGGACAGUGUGGCAAAUGGGGUGCAGGAGACUCCAGCCAAGAAAAAGAAGCAUCGCCAGCCUCUCGAGGCUGAGACACCAGAGAUCCCGGUACUGGACAGUAAAAAGAAAAAGAAGAAGAAACACAAAGGUGGGGAGGAAGCCUCUCCCCUGUGACCUUUGGUUGCUGGAGCCACCUGACCUGUGAAGUUGUCCCGGUGGGUUUGGUCUUUGUGGACCUGGUCCCCUUGGUGAGGAAGACCCACUGCUGAGCCUCUUCCUUCACCAGUGUCUGGCAGCUCCCUUGUCACUGCUGUCAGCUCGCAGGUGCCACUCAGAUUACAGCAGUCAUGUAUUUGGCCUCUGGAGAGAGUGGGUUGCAGACUCGUCUGCCUUGUAAAUAUGUAAAGACAAUAAAACUCCAAACUCUUUCAGACUGAGUUCACUGGUGUAAGUUGUAUACAGCCACAGGGUACCUGGGUGGAUCAGGACGCUACUGAAGGCUGACAGUGGAAUAUUGCAUUGGAGGGAAGCCCUGUGAUAACUGGGAAUGAAUGGUAAUUGCCACUACUCCUUCCCACUGGUAAUACUUGGAUUUUUUUUUUAUGUCUAUUGAGAUAAUUCUGGAGUAGACAUGGGUUACAUCCCCUCAAUGCCAGUCUUUGCAAGUGGAUGUCUGGAACUGCAAUACUCCUGGAGUGUUCAGAACAAUGCUUUAAUAGUUCACUUGUGCUGCUACAGACAACCCUUCUCCUACACAAACAUAGACCAGUGCGGCACUUGAAUGGGCUGUUUUGCCUAGUGUUGUACUAAACCAAUUUAGUAAUCAAAUGCCAACUAAUCUCUGCCUACGUAAUGUCUGUAUCCUUUCAUUUCCUAUUUCCUCCCAUUCAUGUGCUGAUCUAAAUGUCUACCACUACCACCUGCCACUGCCCCAGGCACCCACCAUGUUAUUUAAAACCUUGCUUCUCACAUCUAUAAUUUUCCCCACUCAUCUUAAAUGCAUGCCCUCUGGUAUCCAGAACUGCAUGCAAUAUUCCAAAUGUGGCUUAAUAAGUUUUAUAGGGUUUUGCAACAGAACUUGCUGACUUUUGAAUGAUGUCUUGCAUAUUAAUCACCCUACCCACCUGUGUAGCCAUGUUCUGGGAGCUAUGAACCUCUGCACAUCUCCACUGAAGGGCAAGGCCCUAGUGUGGUUUCAUUUCACAGUUGACACCAGGUUAUUUCUCCACCCACAACUAAUCUACAUUCUUUGCCAGUCUAAUGCUGCUGGACCAGACAGCAUCAGCCCCAGGGUACUGAAGGUCUGCGAGCCAGCGGUCUGGUAUUUUGCAGCACCUUUACAAGUCUUGAGUCAGGAUAAGAUACCAGUGCUAUGAAUGACUUUGUGCUUGGUGUCUGUACCCAAGGAGAUGCCACCUGAACUUAAAUGACUACAGACAAAUUGCCCUCACGGUGUUGGAGAGGCUGGUCCUGACUUGCCUAGAGCUACAGGUGAGAUCUUCAUUAAACCCUUGACAUUUUGCCUACCAACCUUCUGUGAGAGUGGACUCACUCUCACCUGGAUGAUGCUGGUGGCAUUGAGAAUCACAUUUUUUUGAUUUCUUGCACCUUAAAUACAAUCCAGCCACUAUGUGAGAAGCUGAAUUACUGACUAGCUGACAGAUAGACCCCAGUUUGUACAGCUGGGUAGUUCUGUCUGAGAUGGAGGAAGGGAUGGGACUGACCUGUCUGCAUUUCUGUUCACACUCUUCAUCUUGGACUUUUAGUAAACAUCAGAGUCUCCUGCAGUGGUUGGGGGGAAAUCACUGCUGAAUUUGGCCAAAACCAGGGAGAUUUUAGGAUGAAGAGGACAUUUUGGGAGAAGUGAUUGUGUUGGUGGAAGAGUACCUGGACACCAGACUUGACUACACCAAGGCUGUCCACAAGAAGGGGAUGCUGGAGAUCUUUUGCAGCAUGUACAGCUGCCUCUGCGGCUUUACUUUGGGGGAGUGGUGCUGGUGAUGCCAGAAGGCUGGAUCAGUCCUUGGCUAAAAACCAAACAGGACACAAUCUGCAGAUCCUGGAGGAACUGAGUGGGCCAGGCAGCAGGUAUGGAAAGCUGUGUUGCUUGUCUAAAACAUGGACUCGAGCUAGUGGGGGAGUGGUCAAGUAGGCCACGGAAAGGAUAUUCCUGAUUGUCCAGUAGUGGAGCACCCUUUCGAACAGACUCAUUUAACUCUGCUGUCACAAGGAUUGUUGCAGAAAACCUUUCCUACCAAAUGUAGUGAGUAUAUUCAACAAUUCAUCUCUACAACAGGAGAACACACACAGUACAAUAUCAUACAUUAUUGCACAUUGGUAAAUUGUGUAUAUUCUGUACUUUAUUGAUAGUUAAUAUAUUUGCUUUUAAAUGCUGUAAAAUAAUUUCCCACUCAUGAUCGAUAAGUACUCAGUGUUAAUAAAAAUGUCUGCAAACUUGGG